AUGGAGAAUUGAGCACCGUCAUCCAACUCCUGCUAGAAUUAACUUUGUCAUAAAGUGAGCAGUUCUCACUAUACGUACUUGCAUUACCUUCGCCAAUUAGUCCUCUCAGCCUUCAUUCUCUUGGUUUGGCCUAUUAUAUAUCCUUCAGAACGGCUUCAAAAAUCUGCAUAACUGCAAAUUAAGGAUCUACAAGUUUCCCAAGCGGCACCAGUUCAUAUGCAAGUUAAGAAUAUAUGAUGAAAAUGAACAUGAAGGCAGCGAAGAAUAUGAGGGGUUUCAUGUGCCAAUCUCCAGCUGCUACAGCAGUGUGCAUGGCAAGCGAACCCUUGUCUGUGAUAGUGCGAAGGGGGCCUGAAUCCGAUCGAACCUUGGCUGAACAUGCAAGGCUGAUCGAUAGCACAAAGCACAGUCGCAUGGUGGAGCCUCGUGCUCGUAGCCGUGGAUUGGCUUCAGCUACUCUCAGAUCAGCUAUUGUUCCAUCUUUCGGAGUCGAGAAUCAACCAGAAAAGGCAUCCCGAUCCCAAGUAGUCUCUUCAUUAGCAGAAAGGGAUCAGGUUUUCCAGGUGGUUGUCAUGAGAGUCUCCCUUCAUUGCCAAGGCUGCGCUGGUAAAGUGAAGAAACAUUUAUCUAAAAUGGAAGGGGUAACAUCGUUCAGCAUUGAUCUGGAGAGCAAGAGGGUGACUGUGAUGGGACAUGUCUCACCAACGGGAGUGGUUGAGAGCAUAUCAAAGGUGAAAAGAGCAGAGUUAUGGCCAUCGGCUCCUUGUUGAAGUUGAACAGACUCACGAGCGAGAAUCAACUGCAUGUAUAUCAAUCACAACGGACGCACGUAGUAGAAUAGAAUAUGCCAAUAUGGUCAUGCUCAAUGCAUAUCGACGAUUAACUGGUCUGCUUCCAAUGAGUCCAGUAAGCAUCCUUGAGAGGUUGAUGUGCGCGUAAUGGUAGUAUUGCUUUCGAUCGAGGGGGAAAUUCUUGUGUCUCUGGCGGGAUAUGUGGUCCCCGUUUAACAAUAAAGUAUGAAAAUGAAUGGUGAACGAUUUUCCUACCAUCACGUGACUAGGAACAGAGAGAGAGAGAAAGAGGAGUAUUUUACAGUAGUAAUGUAAUGAACUUUUCGGGGUCAAAUAAAUUGAAUGCCGGACAGCUUUAUUUAUCUGAAUUAGCAGAAAUUAAUAGCUUGUCCCUUGCAUUUACGAGCCU
Molecule: messenger RNA, 1200 nt
Organism: Coffea arabica (coffee)
Lineage: Eukaryota; Viridiplantae; Streptophyta; Magnoliopsida; Gentianales; Rubiaceae
Molecular function (GO): metal ion binding
Source: RefSeq, a predicted model, not a curated record